Messenger RNA from Bacidia gigantensis, 360 nucleotides. RefSeq names its product Cytochrome oxidase assembly (gene COX16). Gene Ontology annotation, cellular component: mitochondrial inner membrane. The transcript has a single exon. The coding region runs from base 1 to 360 and encodes 119 amino acids. Lineage: Eukaryota; Fungi; Ascomycota; Lecanoromycetes; Lecanorales; Ramalinaceae. The record is from RefSeq and is a predicted model, not a curated record. Gene Ontology annotation, biological process: mitochondrial respiratory chain complex IV assembly.
AUGCCACCCUCUCCUUUCCCCUCUCGAAGACUUCCGACAAAUCCCACAACCUUCUUCGGCCGCAUCGGCGCCUGGUACCGCCGCAAUCUCGACAACCACCCAUUCGCCUUAUUCGGCCUCCCCUUCUGCGCCGCCAUAGUCGCCGGCUCUUUCGCUCUCACACCCGCUACAGCACUUAGAUAUGAACGGCAUGAUAGGAAAAUGAAGCAGCUCAGCAAAGAAGAGGCAUUAGGUUUAGGAAAGGAUAGGCGGAAGGUCGACAUGCAGGAGGAGUAUUAUAGGUUGGCUGCGAAGGACCUGGAUGAUUGGCAGCAGAAGAGAGUGCCGAGGCUCGAGGGGGAGAGAGAUGGGAAGGCGUGA